AUGUCUAAAACCAGUCUUGGUAAUAAACUUUCAAUUCAAGACAUUGAUAUUAAAAAUAAACAUGCCAAAGCUGUAAUUCUUAUGUCUCACCUUGGUCGACCGGAUGGAAAACCAAAUCCUAAAUAUUCUCUUGAACCUGUUUCCGUUGAACUUGGUAAAUUACUUAAUAAAGAUGUAUUAUUUUUGAAAGAUUGUGUCGGACAUGAUGUUGAAGAAGCCGUUUCAAAAGCCGAGGGUGGUCAAGUUAUCCUUUUGGAAAAUUUACGUUUUCACAUUGAAGAAGAAGGUUCCGGCAAAGAUGAAGGAGGAAAUAAGAUCAAAGCAUCAGCCGAAAGUAUUGAAAAAUUCCGUGAAUCACUUUCAAAACUUGGAGAUGUUUAUGUUAACGACGCAUUUGGUACUGCACAUCGACCACAUAGUUCUAUGGUUGGAGUAAAUCUUCCUAUUCGUGCUUCUGGAUUUUUAUUAAAGAAAGAAUUAGAUUACUUUAGCAAAGCAUUGGAAAAUCCGGAUAGACCUUUUUUGGCUAUUCUUGGAGGUGCUAAAGUUUCAGAUAAAAUUAAGUUAAUUGAUAAUCUUUUAGAAAAGGUUGAUUCUAUGAUUAUUACUGGUGCGAUGGCAUUUACAUUUAAAAAGACACUUGAAAACGUUAAAAUUGGAAAUUCACUUUUUGAUGAAGAAGGAUCAAAAACUGUAAAAAGAUUGGUUGAAAAAUCAAAAGAGAGAAAUGUUAAAUUGGUUUUUCCUGUUGAUUACGUGACUGCUGAUAAAUUUGACAAGGAUGCUAAUACUGGAUAUGCUACGGAUGAAACUGGUAUUCCUGACGGUUGGUUAGGUUUAGAUUCUGGUGAAAAAUCAAAUGCUAUUUUUAAAGAAACAAUCCUUGAAUCAAAAACAAUUUUAUGGAAUGGUCCAACAGGAGUUUUCGAAUUUGAUAAAUUUGCCGUAGGAACAAAAUCAGCAUUAGAUGCAAUUGUUGAAGCAUCUAAAAAAAAUAACGCAAUUGCAAUUGUUGGAGGAGGAGAUACAGCUACAGCAGUUGCUAAAUGGAAUCAAGAAGAUGAAUUUGCUCAUGUUUCUACCGGUGGUGGAAAGGAAUUACCAGGAGUAUCAGCACUUUCUGAAAAAAAUUAA
Molecule: messenger RNA, 1134 nt
Organism: Diversispora eburnea
Lineage: Eukaryota; Fungi; Glomeromycota; Glomeromycetes; Diversisporales; Diversisporaceae
Source: the annotation of a GenBank genome assembly